GGCCAACCCAGCGUCUCCUGUCCUCAAUUCCUUCCCUUUUGAAAGUCCCUCAUUACCCAAUCUUGCUGUCUUUUGAGCUGUACUUCUCCUCUAGACCCCUACUCGCUUCGACCUAUCCAAGGAAACGACUUUACGACGAGGCUCAGUAACUUAAUUCGCAGGUUCUAUAGGCAUGGUAUGGCCGAACCGACAAACAACAAUAGCAACAGUACACAAGACAGAACAAUAAUUACGCGUCCAGGACUAAGCAUGAACGACAGACAGAACACAGAGUAUCCCUCUGAUCUCAACCACACAGAAGAGUCGGACUUUGACGAAGAGGCCGAGGAGUACUACGAGUCCGACGAGUCAGCAAACCUGACCUGGAUCUCGUGGUUCUGCUCGCUCAAGGGGCACGAGUAUUUCUGCGAGAUCCCCGAGGAGUAUAUCGAAGACGAAUUCAAUCUGACUGGGCUGAGCCAGACCGUGAACUACUAUGUUGAGGCGCUGGACAUGAUUCUCGACAUUGAGGACGACAGCGAGGAGCCGCUUGAUGCGGACGAGAUCGAGGCCAUUGACAACUCGUCGGAGAUCCUGUAUGGCCUUAUCCACGCGCGCUACAUUAUCACGCGCGGUGGUCUCCAGCAGAUGGCCGACAAGUACGAGAACGGCGAUUUUGGCUCGUGCCCACGCUACGCCUGCGAUGGCACAUUCCUAGGCUCCAUGCGGUCGGCUAGACAUCCCGGAGCGCGAGUCGGUGAAGCUGUUUUGCCCGAGCUGCCUCGACAUCUACAACCCGCCCAGCACGCGCUACAGCAAGAUCGACGGUGCGUAUUUUGGCACGACGUUUGCGCAUCUGUUCUUCCAGGCCGGAGUAAGUCUGGCCCGCGUAUGCAGUGGCUGCGCAUGCGGCCCGAGAACAUUGACGAGGAACUAGACGAAGAUAUCGACGACGAGGAAAACAACAGCACUGACUCGCAGAGCUACGUUCGAGGCACGUGCGCCGCUGAUGAGCAAGCUGCCGCUCGGCAGCCCGGAGACGACAGUGCAGAGUACGCCCACAAGGACGAGCCCAGCAUUGGACGCGGGAAAUCGAGCAUAUGGACCGGGGCAUCGACGCCUGCGGGCUGUGCAACCAAGAACGACGACCAGGACAUGGCCAGCGUCACCAACUCGCCCAAGCAAUCCCGGCCCAGGCUGCCAGCAGACGAUGGCCGGCGGAGGACCCCUGCUAAUGCUAAUGUCGACUAGCUCGCUUCUAUUUAUGUCCUCCUCCAUUACAGCCUGCCUUACAUAUUUCUCCAUGUCUUUUGUCUUGAUCAGAGGCUGUCUUGCAUCGUG
Linderina pennispora is the source of this 1320-nucleotide messenger RNA. RefSeq lists its product as uncharacterized. NCBI's taxonomy places the organism in Eukaryota, Fungi, Kickxellomycota, Kickxellomycetes, Kickxellales, Kickxellaceae. Gene Ontology annotation, cellular component: cytoplasm; protein kinase CK2 complex. The coding region runs from base 178 to 1230 and encodes 350 amino acids. Gene Ontology annotation, molecular function: protein kinase regulator activity. The record is from RefSeq and is a predicted model, not a curated record. The transcript is spliced from 5 exons.